ACGUACUGUGGCAACCAAAUCAAGAAAGUCGUUGUCAAGAUGAAGUUGGCAUUUGCAUGUGUUACGGCUGUUCUUCUCUCUGGUGUGUCGGGCCAUGAGUGGUUCGCAAGGAGAGAUGCUGAAUCAGGAUCAUUUACUGCAUGUAAGAACUUAUUUGCACCAGUCGUUCGGAUCCUGCAACAACAAAGAUUCAGAUAUCUUAUUGAAGAUGGCCAACUGAGCCUUGACUGCAGCCAACAGACAAUGUCAAGAGCAGAAGGAUGUCGAUUCUCCGACGAGUUCGCUUGUUAUUCCCGAUACCCACCCGAUAUUCUGUUUAUUGUCCUCAAUACCUUCUGCAGCCACAGAACAGAAAUCGAGGACGAUGCGUCAUGUUGGACCAGUGAUCGCUUGCCUGGGGCUUUUAUUUCAUGUUCACGUCAAUCCAGUUCCGCCAACUUUGCCAACUGUGUGCAAGGAAGUGUGACCAAUUUGACAGAGUGCUCUUCCGGUCGUACCGGCGCCAUCUUACGGCAGCUGGUGUUGGAUGUGCGUGCUUAGACGACGUCACACCUCCACGCAGACAGUGAGGAAACUGGACCGAUACUCUAAGUAAUGUUUGUUUGGGAAUAAAUUAGUCUAUCAUUA
Haliotis rubra (blacklip abalone) is the source of this 627-nucleotide messenger RNA. RefSeq lists its product as uncharacterized. The record is from RefSeq and is a predicted model, not a curated record. Lineage: Eukaryota; Metazoa; Mollusca; Gastropoda; Lepetellida; Haliotidae. The transcript is spliced from 5 exons. The coding region runs from base 40 to 540 and encodes 166 amino acids.